Messenger RNA from Aplysia californica (California sea hare), 1041 nucleotides. Its product is annotated as solute carrier family 28 member 3. The coding region runs from base 1 to 1041 and encodes 346 amino acids. Gene Ontology annotation, cellular component: membrane. The record is from RefSeq and is a predicted model, not a curated record. Gene Ontology annotation, molecular function: nucleoside:sodium symporter activity. The transcript has 5 exons. NCBI's taxonomy places the organism in Eukaryota, Metazoa, Mollusca, Gastropoda, Aplysiida, Aplysiidae. Gene Ontology annotation, biological process: nucleoside transmembrane transport.
AUGGGGGAACCAACAGCAAAGUCUUCGAACCCGGACCAUGAAACUCCUGCAUCAGCCCUUCAACUCACAGAAUUUGUGAAAAAAUCUGAUGAUGGUCAGUCUGACACGGCCUUGACCUCAGGAGACCUGUCAAAACCGGAUGCUGAUGGGGAUGUGGACGGGGAGUUGGGGCUCAAAGACAAAGAUGUGGACCUGGAACAAUCAAAAGAGGAAGACCACACCCCUGGCUGUUACGCGAUGGUGGUGGACAAGAUAGAGGACUCCGUCUACGGCUUUAUGAAGGCGCACAAAAGGAAGAUAAACAAGAUCUUCAACGUUCUGAUCUACCUAGCCUUUAUGGCUUACUUCUCUUACGCCAUGAGCUACAGGUUCGGAGACGAGGGAUCUAUCAUCCUGCUGGUGGUGUGUAUCUGGUUGAACCUGUACCUGGUUGGGAGGCUGCUAGACCGGACAUCUCUGAACCUGAGUCUGGCACCUCUGGUCAGCAGACUGUUCGCCUCACGGAGAGGAAGAGUCAUGAAGAGGAUUCUGAGAUACCUGCUGUAUGUUGUGGCUGGCGCCGGACUCCUGGUGUAUCUGUCAAUUGACGUGUUCCAAGCUCACGCCCAGAACCUGCAGUCUUUUGUCGGUCUCCUCUGCCUCGUCAUCCUCACCUUUAUCUUCUCCUCCAAACCUAGCAGGGUAAACUGGCACCUGGUGUUCUGGGGCUUCAUCAUCCAGUUUGUGUUCGCGAUCCUGACCCUCCGUACAGAGGCCGGGUACAGCACCUUCAAGUGGGUGGGGGACCUGGUCUCCGACUUCAUCGCUCUCUCCGACAAGGGGACAAAGUUCGUGAUUGGAGACAUCCCUGGAGGGGGGCUUUUGUUCCAGGUGGGCGGCGUGGCUGUGUUCUUCAACUCGUUCAUCUUCCUCAUGAACCACUACGGCGUGAUAGAGGCGGUGGUCAAGCGACUCGGAGGUCUCAUAUCUCUGGUGUUGGAGACUGGACCUGUGGAGUCGGUGAUAGCAGCCGCUAACAUCUUUAUCGGACUGGUGAGAUAA